Molecule: messenger RNA, 1186 nt
Organism: Elaeis guineensis (African oil palm)
Lineage: Eukaryota; Viridiplantae; Streptophyta; Magnoliopsida; Arecales; Arecaceae
Product: tetraspanin-8
Biological process (GO): auxin-activated signaling pathway
Cellular component (GO): membrane
Source: RefSeq, a predicted model, not a curated record
AUUUUCAGAAAAAAAAACCCUAUCAAAACUGGCUCCCUAUUGUGGUAUGGAAUAUCAGCCACCUCAUCCUCCAUUUUUACAUUGUCUCCUCUUUUCCUAUCCCUCACAGUAAUAUUGAGAGAGAGAGAGAGAGAGAGAUUCUCACCAUCUCCUCUGCUUACGUAUCUCUUGCCUUCUUCCUUCCAAACCUUCUUUUGUGAUGCAUUCUUUGGAUCAUUGUUUUUAAUAGCACAAGGUUGGCAUUAUUGCUUGAGGUCUACUAGCUAGCUUUAACAAUGGUUAAAUUCAGCAACAGCCUUCUAGGCCUCUUAAACUUUGUAACCUUUCUAAUCUCCUUCCCGAUCAUCGGCAUCGGGUUCUGGUUCAAGUUUGUCUCAUCCACCGAAUGUGGAAAAUUCCUACAGCUGCCCAUGUUCUCCUUUGGCAUAUUUCUAAUGGUGGUGUCUCUCUUUGGUAUGGUUGGCUCAUGUUGUCGUGUGUCCUUCCUCUUGUGGAUCUAUCUGUUUGUGAUGUUUGUGUUGAUCCUUGGGAUGCUUGGCUUUACGGUGUUUGCUUUUAUUGUCACGAACAAGGGCGUAGGGCAGGCAAUAUCAGGGACGGGGUAUAAGGAGUAUAGGCUUGGGGACUACUCAAAUUGGCUACAGAAAAAGGUGGGGGAAGAUAACACUUGGAAGGAUAUCCAAAGUUGCCUGAAGGAUGCCAAGGUGUGUGGAGGAUUCCACACUGAAAUUGGAUUGAAGGCUGAUGAGUUUUACAAGCAACACCUAUCACCCUUACAGUCUGGCUGCUGCAAACCGCCUACAUACUGCGGAUACGUGUAUAAGAACGCUACAUAUUGGACAAUCCCAGAAUCUGGGCUUAAAUCAACGGAUGUUGAUUGUAAAAUGUGGAACAAUGAUCAGCAACGCUUGUGCUACGAAUGCAACUCAUGCAAGGCAGGAGUGCUAGAAACUGUUAAGAAAAAAUGGAAGCAGUUUGCCAUCUUCAACAUUGCCCUCUUUGUAUUCCUCAACAUCGUCUACUGUGUUGGGUGUUGCGCGUUGCGGAAUAACAAGAACCGUAGCAAGUACAGCAAUGGUCAUUAUUAUCGAGGGCCAUAUCAUUAAGAUGGUUUGGCAAAAUGAUGUAUUUGUUUAUGAUUCUUGGCUGUAUCUGUUGAUGCAAUUGAUUUUUUUUUUUAAUCUCA